Molecule: messenger RNA, 192 nt
Organism: Clunio marinus
Lineage: Eukaryota; Metazoa; Arthropoda; Insecta; Diptera; Chironomidae
Source: the annotation of a GenBank genome assembly
AUGGAAAAUACGACGACCAAGAAUAUCCAAUCAACACUUAAUUCUCUUCAGGAUUGCAAAAUAUUUUGGAGAGUUCCAAUUCCUUUCUGCUCAAGGAAAACUGGUAGUAAAAUUGAAUUUUCCUUAGUCACGCCCACGUUUCACAAUUUUCCGUUCUUAACUGCACCUUUCGAUAGCAAAGUUUUAACUUAG